AGUGGGUCUAAACAUGAUACGAGACCUAUUAAGCUCAGGAAGCUAUAUGAGAUCAUUUAACUUGGUUUUAGCACACCGUCGGCGUAUUGUCCGCCGCCAUCAAGGGGGAGGGACGUGGUAUAGGUAUUGGGACCGGGUGUACAAUGCCACACAGAUUGCAAGAGAGAUUGUAAUCAACGAUCCCUUUGAGGAUUUUGAACUUUCAAAUAUUGAAAUGGCUAUUAUUACGAGAUCUACGGAAGGUCUUCAAUCAUGUCUCUUGCUAAAGCAGGGUCUGGUGAGUACUGCAGACCUCGACGACUUCGAGUUUUGCACACUUCUCCUGAUGUGCCUAGGUUGGGUUCCAGGAAUUCUGCUCUUACUAAAUUCCACUUUGCCUAGGCCAGCUUGGGUGAUUGAACACUGCUUUCAAGGCGCAUGUCAGUAUCAUGAAUGCACAUCCGCCUUGCUGCUUCUUGAAUACAUAGAUGGAAUAUCCACACACCACCUAGCGGCUGUUGUUACAUGCGGAGACAUCAAAGUUCUCGAAACGGUCAUCUAUGAGCUUUCCACCCGCCGCUACCAGCUCCAGGAAGUGGCUCAGCAGCUGUCCGUCAACACUAUUCUUUCCCUUGGGUUACCGACGGAAGGUCUCCUGGACACCAGAGCCUGUGCUGUUCAAGAGGUGCUAGAACAGCAUGAUAUUAGCAUCGAACCACGUUUGCAUACUGAUUGGGGCUCGCUGUAUAGUGCCAUUCCACGUUGGGGAACAACUGCCGCGAACAUCCUAUAUACAUCUGGGUUCACGGAUCUAAACCAAUGCGAUACAUAUGACUUGCCUCCACUCGCAUACUUAGGCCAUGUGGAUAGUUCUUUGAGUGCGGAGAGCACUUUAGAACAGUUCCUUGAUUUAGCCUGUUGGAUGAUUGGCAGAGGGGCCAGCCUCCACCACCUCCAAUCAGUGGAAGGGUGUGCUGCUAUAUUGCACUUUGCAGAGAACCUUGCGGACUGGAUUCUAGAAGAGUAUCUCAACCUACCAUACCAAAGAGUACCAUUCUUUGAACUUGCGCUCAAGUCUGAAGUUCAGUCACUAAAUGUUGAUAACGCACGUCCACUACAGGCCGUUCUCUCAGAUAAUACAAAAGACAAUUGCUCAUGCGCUUGUUCGGAAAAGGGGUGUUCCCCAGUAACACGGCUGCUAAGGCGAUUUUGCGAACGCAGACGCGACAGCCCCAUGUUUAGUGGUUUGUGUGGCUCGAUAUGUCUCAGACUGCAAGAAUUCCUGAGCGAAAGAUUCCUGGGGAACCCCAACCCGAUCUUCAUCUCUUCAGCCAUUCGUUACCUGACAUUCGACGUUAUGGACUUGACGCACACCUGCCAUGCGUCAAGGUACGAUGACCCAAUCGACCCCGAAGAAGCUCGCGAAAUUCGCGAGGAAGAAUCAGAAUUGAUCGAUCAGCUUGAAGCCUUGGUGGUGGAGUUCAGUGAAAAGUAUGACGAGCUUAGGGUCGGCAUCCUGGACUUCUUCAAGGGCUACUGGAAAACACGCAUGUCGGAGGUUCUGACACCUGCAUGGCCCGAUGAAGGUGUUCUCAGAAGGGCCCAAGAAAUCGGUAUUAUUUCCUCAGAGGAGCCUGAAGCGAGCUUGGAUCGGGUAUUAUACUGGGUGGCGGAAUGGGAACUUCCGGGUGGGUUUUGA
Aspergillus calidoustus is the source of this 1678-nucleotide messenger RNA. Lineage: Eukaryota; Fungi; Ascomycota; Eurotiomycetes; Eurotiales; Aspergillaceae. The record is from the annotation of a GenBank genome assembly.